Molecule: messenger RNA, 1576 nt
Organism: Alnus glutinosa
Lineage: Eukaryota; Viridiplantae; Streptophyta; Magnoliopsida; Fagales; Betulaceae
Exons: 2
Coding region: 23-982 (319 amino acids)
Source: RefSeq, a predicted model, not a curated record
CAACCUCCCUCCACCUUCCAUCAUGGAUCCCUCACGCACCACCUCUUCUGUCAGUGGCUUCUACAAUUUUCUCAACCAAGGGCUGGACGAGCUUGAUCACUCCUUGCUCUCCCAUGACUUCAUGUCAAUCCAGUUCCUGCAGAAGGUUCUUUCCUCUCUAAGAUCCUUUCAUUCCCAGUUAACCAUUUUGGUUCACAAGCUUCAGUUGCCAGUUGGUGAAAAAUGGCUCGACGAGUACAUGGAUGAAAGCUCCAGGCUCUGGGAAGCCUGUCAAGUUCUUAAAUCUGGUGCCGCCGGGAUGGAAAAUUAUUAUUCCGGCGCCGCCAAUAUUGAAGCCUCCCUGGAUAGUUUUCGCCACUUGAGCCCACAGCUCUCUCGUCAGGUAAUUCGAGCUAUAAGUGGUAGCCAAAGAGAAAUUUUAGCUUUGGAAGAGGAAAACAGGAGCUUGAUGGAAACAAGAAUUCAACCCCUAUCAUUAUGUUUCAAUGAUCAAAACAUCUCGACAAUAUCAAAGUUCAACGGGUUUAAUGGUUUUCGAGGGGUUCUAUAUUCAAUGAGGAGUAUUAGCUCAUUGCUUUUGAUGAUCCUGCUAUGUGGACUUGUAUAUUGUUGGCCUCCAUCGAGCUUUCGCCAGGGAGGCUAUGAGGGGCAUCCUGUAUUUGGCUCAACUUUCAUGGUUUCGGUCACAAGAUUGCAGCAAAGGGUCGCAAAUGAGAUUGAUCAGAUUGAAGGGCAGCCGGGAAUCACGCUUUACGAGUUCCGGGAAGCGAAGACCGCCAUGGAAGAGCUGAAAGCUGAAAUGGAGAAAUUUUUGGAGUAUGAAGGUGAUCAGGGUGAUAUACAAGACAGGAUUGACAGGUUGAAGAGUUGCUUUGGGUCGUUGAGAUGUGGGGUUGAGACUAUAAUUGCGCAGCUUGAUGAUUUUUUUGAUGAAAUAGUUGAAUGGAGGAAGAAGCUUUUGGACAUGUGCACUAAUAGGUAGACAAAGGAUGUCUGGACGUACAUGUGCAGCCCUAGCUUGAGGAAUGGUGGGGAAGAAAAGGUUCAAACAAAAAGUAGAAAAUUCUUUUUCCUAAAUAAAAAUGAUACACAUACUUUCAAGUGUUCACUCCUUAACGUGACAGUAAAAAUUACCAGUGAAUAGUACAUGUACUUUCAUUUGUCAUUUCAUCCACGUCAAUAAGUGAUCAUUUGAUCAGAGUGAACACUUGGGUGUACGUGUAGCACUCUUUUUUGUUAAACUUGCACUAGUUUCAGCCAUUAUUGAUUCCUCUCUCUUUUUUUCUUUUUUUUUUUUUUCUUUUUACUUCUGCUCGAUUAUUUUUUAUUUUUGGUUUUAUAUAUAUAUAUUUUGUAUCUUGAAGUCACUUUGCCUUGAAGCUAUAGUAGUGUUGAAGCUUAAAGAGAGAUUUUCCAGGGAAACCCAUAAAAGGAAAAUUGAGGAGGAAAGAGAAUUAAUGUGAUUCUUGCUUAGAAGAAAAGCAAAAAAAUUAUUAUCCCAAGAUAAGAAACAAGAAGAAUAUAAAGACAGGGAGUAGCUUGAAGGGAAAGCAAGAUAUUCCUACUCAAAGCUAGC